Stegodyphus dumicola is the source of this 1239-nucleotide messenger RNA. RefSeq names its product epimerase family protein SDR39U1. The record is from RefSeq and is a predicted model, not a curated record. Lineage: Eukaryota; Metazoa; Arthropoda; Arachnida; Araneae; Eresidae.
UUUUGGAAGUCGCGCGUUUGAAUCUUGACCGACUUGAAUGUUCCCUGCGGGCUUUCAGUAUUGACUUGAAGUUUAAUCCGAAGAAGAAAAAUUUGCAUUAGUUUUGCUUUCACUACAUUAAUUUAACAAAAAAAGCUACAUUGAUGAUUAAAGAACAAAAAAUUGUUUCUAUUUUUGUAAUUACGUAACUGUUUCAGUUUUUAGAAAAUUUAAUAAUUACGCUUUUGAAUAAUGGUAGCGGGAACAGUUGUCGUUGGUGGUGGUACAGGUUUUAUAGGACGAGCAAUAACAAGGAACUUGAAAGAAAUAGGAUAUGAUGUAUUACUUAUUUCUAGACAACCAAGUCUGAAUGCUAUAUCUUGGAAUGAUUUAGCUUCUGAAGGCUUGCCAAAAUCGUGUGUUGCUGUCAUCAAUGUAGCAGGCCAGAAUGUUCUUGAUCCUACACGAAAGUGGACUCCUGGCUUUCAACAAAAUGUAUAUGCUAGUCGUGUACAUACUACUAGAUUGUUAGCAGAAGAAAUUAAAAAGAUGUCUAAACCUCCUAGUGUUUUUGGUGUAAUAUCAGGAGUUGGAUUCUACAAAGCAAGUGAAACAGAAACAUAUACUGAAGAUAGUACGGGUGAAAAUCAUGAUUAUUUUUCUAAGUUGUGUUCGAGUUGGGAAGAAGCUAGUUUGCUACCUGAUGAUGUGAAUGUUCGUCGUUUCAUAGUUCGAUCAGGAGUUGUGCUUGGUAGAUCUGGAGGAAUUGUAAGCCAAAUAUACUGGCCAUUUUAUUUUGGCUUGGGUGGGCCAAUAGCAUCAGGAAAACAGUAUAUGCCUUGGAUACACAUUGAAGAUAUUGCUGGCAUCUUUCUCCAUGGCAUUCAAACUGAUUCUGUUAAAGGAAUUUUAAAUGGUGUUUCACCUCAGAUUAUCACAAAUUAUGAAUUUGCAAAAGCUCUGGCACGUGCAAUGUGGAGACCUUGUCUUUUUCCAUUGCCGGAAUUUGCAAUAAAUUUAGCUUUCGGAAAAGAAAGAGCAAGUAUGAUGACUCAAGGACAAAAGGUUCUUCCAAAAAGAACUUUAGAGAGUGGAUAUGAAUUCAUAUAUCCAGAUAUAGAAUCUGCCUGUGCUGAAUGUGCACAUUCUUUUAUAGAUCCUAGCACAAGAUAGUUUUUUUUUUAAAUAUAUUAGUAGAUAUUUAUUAAAUAUGAGUAUUGUGUAAAACAGUGAUUAAAUAAAAGUAAUAACCUCACUGCA